Molecule: messenger RNA, 2925 nt
Organism: Schizosaccharomyces cryophilus OY26
Lineage: Eukaryota; Fungi; Ascomycota; Schizosaccharomycetes; Schizosaccharomycetales; Schizosaccharomycetaceae
Product: Lsd90 protein
Exons: 1
Coding region: 429-2834 (801 amino acids)
Source: RefSeq, a predicted model, not a curated record
UCGAAAGUAUAUAUAUGCCAUGAGUAAUAAACACAGAAUCCACAUAACUCAAUUGUAACAGAUUUGAUUAGUGAAUUUUGGGUUUUUGGCUAUAUAAAAAAGCGAAGACUCUUUGUUCCCUCAUUGUUUGAUUCAUUCAUUAACGAGAUCCCUGUUUCCUAUUUACCCCUAUUUAUUCCGCUGAGGAUUCUACACUAACGUUACUUAUAUAAUCGUGUAGUGAUUCUCUAAUACGAUAUCUCGACCUCAUCAUCGUCUUUGAUAUCUCAUUAACUGAACUUUAUUUAUUUACAUAUUUAAUUAUUUAUACACCCUAGUUUUUGUUGAUCGUGCAAAAACGCGUUUAAUUUUUAUUGAUUUUUUUUUUUCGACAGACUGAUUCCAAUUUCUUUUUACGUUUGUUUACAUACUCUUCUUGAUUGUUCGUCAUGGAUAGUGUAAAGAAUUCUGCUGGAAACAUGAACAAUAAUGUCAAGGACUCGGCAAGAAAAGCCGGCUCAAAAAUGAAGGAGCCUUUUCAAAAUGCGAAAGGUGAUACCGAAAAUGUUAAGUCUGGUGCCGCCAAGAAUACCAAGGAUGUUACGAAUGAACCAGGUUCGUUCGCUGAAAAUGCCAAGAGUGGCGCUUCUAAAAAUGCAAAAGAUGCUGUUAACGACCCCGUUCCAGGUGGUUUCAGGGGUAAUGAAGAAACCGCUCGCAGAGGUACCGCUGAUGUAGGCCAUUCUCAACUUCCUAGAGGUGGCAAUGUGAAAGGCGACGAACUAGGCGGUGAGGACACUAGUGGUUCUGCUAAUCCUCAACGUGUCGGAUAUCAACAAGGAAAUGCCGAAUCAUACUCAAGUGGCUCUCAUGAACCUGCUACAAAGUAUGGUAGCACUGGCUACGAAGGCUCCCGCCCAAUUUCUUCUAGCAGUCAUGACCCACAUUAUACCAACGUGAAGAUCACUGCGACUCAAAACAACAUUGAUGCUCUCACUGGCUCGCCCGUUCGCAUCGUUACCACUACAAAUGCACGCAUUCAACCCGACGAUAAGACGCUUCACGAAUUGCUUGAACAAAGACAGCGAGCUUUGCGUGAAGCUCGCGAAGCUGAAGAAGAGCUUAGACGCGCUCGUCAAUUCAAUGACCGUUCUAGCUCUGAGGCUGCAGAACUUGAAGCUCGUGCCAAGAAGCGUGCCGAAGAAGCUGAAUAUGCUUCUCAACGUGCACGUGAUGCCCAAAUCUCUAUUGAGCGAUCUGCUUCCACGAAAGAGAGACAAGCUCGCGAAGAGGCUGAACGUGCUUCAGCUGUAUUGCGCGAAGCUGAAUUGAAGCAUCGUCUCGCUCAAACUAGUGCUAAUCUUGAUGUAGCUAAAUCUAGAUUAGAUGUUGCUCUCAAGAACGAAGAAUGCUGGCAGGCUGAGAAAGCAAGCAAGAUUUCUCACCAACGUGCCAUUAUUGACGGCGCAAAGGCAGCUUUGGAUCGUGCCAACCAUGAUGCUGCUAUUGCUGAAGCAGAGAACAGGAAAGUCCAAUAUGAAUUCAGCGCUAUGCUUGCUGAAUUAGAAGAGCGUAAUGAUACUACACUCCGUACUGCUUCUAUCCGUGAAGCUGAAGCCAGAAAUUUGGAAGUUCACAUGGAUGACACAUUGAAAGAUGCCAGAAUGAGAAGCAGAAACGCGACGGAACAAAUUGACCGCCUUCGUAAUGAAAACAAAGCCAAAUACGCUGAUAUUGAUACUGGUGUGAAUCAAGCUCGCAAUGCUUAUGCUCAAUAUGAGCAGAAUAUUCCAAACAAGCGUAAUGAAUACGGACGCGAGCUUGACCAAGCUGCUGAAGCCUUGAGAGCUGCUCAAGCACGUUUUGAUGCUGCUAAGAGAAGAGUUGAACAAUUUGACACUGAAUCUCGUCAACAAUUGUCCUUACUUCAAACCAGAGUUCGUGAGGCCGAAGAUGCUUCCAACCAAUUCCGUCUACAAGCUGAGAAGAGAGAUAAAGAGAUCGAAGCUAGUGCAACUCAAGCAUACGAUGCUGUCAAGGCUGCUGAGAAGCGUAAUGAAAAGAUCGCAGAAGCUGCGAGAGCCAAGGAACUUGAAGCAAAGGAAUUGUAUGCUAAAGCUCAUAGUAUCUCUGAAGAACUGAAGAGCAAGCGCUCUCAUCCUCCAUCUCCUCUUAAGUCUAGCUUCCAGGAUGAUAUUCAACGGGCUCAGAGCCGCUACAAUGCUGAACAAAACAAGCUAGGACAAUUGAAUGAACAAGAACCAUCCAGAUUUGCUAGUGAGGUUGAAGCAGCUAGAAAUGCUUUGAGAGAAGCUGAAAAUAACUAUGCAGCUGUUGAACGUGAAUAUAGCAGCGUUAGAGGAAAUAAUGAAAGACUCUACACCUCCGGUUCUCGUAAUGAGCCUAGUGGUGACUACGUGUAUCAAAAGACAUCUGAUACUAGUCGUGGUGCCUCUUCGGCAUACCACUACCCUUCCACUGCUUCUCCUGUAAAGGGUGCUAAAAGUGCAGGUCCUGCUUAUGUUGACGCCCCCCGCCCUGGUAGUGGUCCAGUAGGAGCUGGUGCCGGCGUCGGUACUGGUGCUGGAGCUGGAGCUGGUACUGGUGCUGGUGCUACCACUGGUCCUGAAGGUGCUAAUCAAGGUAGCAACUAUGCCCAGGCAGGUCAGAAGAAGGGUUUCGGUGAUGAAAGCCUCAAGGAUGAUACUAGCAGCGCAAGUAACUCUGAUCUCGGUGUAGCAAGAAAGAAAAGCGGAAAGUCUACAAAAGGCGAGCGUAGAGGCAGUGCCGAGAGUACAACAAGUCGUGGUGGACUGAUGUCUAAUGUUAAGCAUGCAUUAGGCAUGGACAAAUAAGUGGGAUGAAAGUUUGAUGAGAAUUGUUUAUGAGAUUUUAAAAUGCCAAUAGGAUAUUUAUUUAUAUUUUAUAUUUAUGUGUGCUGUGUAU